Rotaria sp. Silwood2 is the source of this 2391-nucleotide messenger RNA. Lineage: Eukaryota; Metazoa; Rotifera; Eurotatoria; Philodinida; Philodinidae. The record is from the annotation of a GenBank genome assembly.
AUGACCUUAGUUAUUCUCUCAUUAGCACCUCUCAUUUGGCUUAUAUCAAUUAUUUCAUCAAAGAUUUUUAGAAAAUUAUUCGUGCAAGAAUUGAGAGCAUACGAACGUGCUGGAACUAUUGCAGAAGAAGUAUUUAGUAAUGUACGCUUGGUUUUUGCUUUCAAUGGUACUGAACAUGAACAAGCUAGAUACGAAAAACAUAUUGACACUGCUCGAAAACAAGGCAUAAAGAAAGGAGCAAUCGCCGGAAUAAUAAUUGGUUCCAUGUAUUUCAUUCUGUUUGGUUCACAUGCAUUAGCCUUUUGGUAUGGAAAUCAUUUGAUUAAAAAUGAAGAUUAUGAUAUUGCAAAUGUUAUCUUUGUAUUCUUUGCUGUUCUUGUUGGUAUAUUUGCACUUGGACAAAGUGCACCGUAUCGUGAAUCGAUCAAUCAAGCCAAAGUUGCAGCUGCUUCUGUGUGGGAUAUAUUAUCUUCAGAUGAGGAAAAUACAUGGACAUCUGAUGAAGAAAUAUCAAACGUGAACUUUCUUGGAAAAGUGAAGUUUGAUAAUGUAUUUUUUUCAUAUCCAUCAAGAUCAGAUGUACCUGUUCUAAAUGGUUUGAGUUUUGAAGCAACACCUGGUCAAACGUUAGCCUUAGUAGGCACAAGUGGCUGUGGAAAAUCGACAUGUAUGCAUUUGUUACAACAAUUUUAUAAACCAACUAGUGGUCAAAUAUUGUUUGAUGAUCAACCUAUCGAGCAUUUUGAUUUACAACAAUUACGUCACAAGAUAGGUGUUGUGAACCAAGAGCCAGUAAUUAUCAAUGCUCAAGUACUUUUUUCAACAACAAUUUUGAAAAAUAUUCAAUAUGGUCAGUCAAAUGCAACUUUUGCCGAUAUUCAAGAAGCGGUCAUAGCAGCUAAUGCCCACAAUUUUAUCAUGUCUUUACCCGAGAAUUGUAUUUCUCAUGUGUUUUGUCCAUUCCAGAAAUAUGACACGAUAGUCGGCGAACGUGGUGCACAAUUGUCUGGUGGUGAACGUCAACGGAUUGCUAUUGCUCGAGCACUAGUGAGAAAGCCAAUAUUAUUAUUAUUGGAUGAAGCAUCUAGUGCACUUGAUAAUCAAAGUGAACAGACAGUUCAACAAGCAUUGGAAAAUGCAUCGAAAGGUAGUGUUUUUUUUUAUUCAUGUUCUUGUCAAAUAUAAAGAUAGUUUGAUUUCGAAAAUGCAAAGUGAAGAAAAGUUAUUCAUUUUUUGCUUCUAUGACUGUCGAAGUAUCUGUACCAACAUGUUAAGCGAUGUCCGUAUGCUAAACAGAGGUGGCGGCAGGUACAUUUGAAUCAGAGAUGGGCACAGGACAAGAUUUUCCGUCCUGCCCUGUUCACCGCACACUAUAAUCCUAUCCUACCGCUCAGCAGGUCAGGACAGCGCAGGACAGGACAGGACACUGUAUUAAAAACAAUGCAUGUUUAAUUUUUUGUUAAGUAAGGCAUGUAUCACAUCACUUUAAGAUUAUAUGACCAACUUGGGUGUGGAUUGAUGUGGGUGUUUUGUUGUGCUUCCUAAGUCACACCCACAUCGAAAGUACUCCACCAGGAUAAUGGUCGUGCUGCUAGUGCUGGUGGAUUUUUGAUAACUGUAUAGUUGUUCGUGUUUGUCUGCAGAACAACUUUGAGUUUUUCUGAACUGAAAGAAUCUUCUGCGGGAGAAAAUACUUCAAUGAAGUCCAUGUAUUAUUUUACCAAUAAAGUACAAAAAAAUUCAAGAUAAAGCAAAAAUAAAGACAAGAUGUCGAUAUUAUAAGAGAACAAAGAACAAUUGAUAUGCAUUGUUUACAUUUGUUAUGCAUAUAUUCUUUUUUCCUCCCGAUUUGAUUAUCUUAUCGAUCAAUUCGAGAAUAAUCACACUUCUACAUGUAAAGAAUAAUGACAUCUAUCAGUAAGAACGAAUACAUAAUGUUAUUAACGAUGAUAAAUAUCAUAAAUAACUACAGGACAACACCUUCCAUCCGGCCCUGUCCUGUCCUGUGUCAACCUCGACCUGCCGCAUACCAGGACAGGGCAGAAAUUUUAGUUUCAUCCUGCCCUGGUCACCGCACGAUGUAAACCUAUCCUACCGCUCGGUAGGACAGGACAAAAAUUUAUAUAGCAUCCUGUCCUGCAGGACAGGACAGGAUACAGGACGGCCGCACCGGCCCGCCCUGUGCUCAUCUCUGAUUUGAUUAGGAUAUGAAAAAUACUUGUGUGAAAACAUAAGUAAAUGCUAGUCGAUUCUCUUGUUGUGAGUAAUUGAAACAAUACAAGUUGACUAGAGAAUCGUCUCUAAGACCGACUGAAUUUUUUACCAGACGAGGCAAUCUAGAAACCCUUUCGCUUUAUCUAUUUUCAUGUGAAUUAAAGUCUAAUGAUUAUG